Cuscuta epithymum is the source of this 1292-nucleotide messenger RNA. The record is from the annotation of a GenBank genome assembly. Lineage: Eukaryota; Viridiplantae; Streptophyta; Magnoliopsida; Solanales; Convolvulaceae.
CACUCCUAAUAAGAACUACUACGGAGUAAUUUGUACGGAGUAAUGGUUUAAUGGAAGCGUGGACCAUCUUCCAUCUGCCAUUUAAAGCAGAACAAUAAAAGGAAAAAGGAAAGAUGAAAAAAAAAAGGAAAGAUGAAAUGCUUGUAUAAUGGUUAAUUUCCAACCUCGUACGAAUCAAUACUUUAUGGUUUACUGCAUUUCCCCAAUAAGUUUUGCCAAAACGAGUUAAAAAACGUGGUUUUGACGGCCCCUCUUUUAAUGGAUACUGUAGCUAGGUUUGCUCUUUUAUAGAUAUUUGUAUGUAUAUAUCUAUAUAUAUACUCCGUAGAAUUUUUGAAAGGAGAGAGUGGGAAUAUUAUUAUUGCCGGGUUAGUAUAUAUGGAAAUUUUGGUUCUCUGUUCUGAAACACAGGCAUACAUUGUUUGAGUCACCAAGAAGCCUCUUCAUUUUCUGCUUCUUUCCUUUUAUUUUCCGGGCCGGCCGGCGGGGGCAAAAUGGUCAGAGGGAAGGUUGAGGUGGCGAGGAUCGAGAACGCGACGAGGCGGCAAGUGACCUUCUCCAAGCGGCGAAUGGGAUUUCUGAAGAAGGCUCAUGAGCUUUCUGUGCUCUGCGAUGCCCAAGUCGCUUUGAUCAUUUUCUCCCAGAAAGGAAAGCUCUACGAGUUCUCAAAUUCCAGCAUUGAUCAAGUAAUAGAGAGAUACCGUCAACGUGUAAAAGAAACUCGUGUCAACAUCGAGGAUUCUGCGCAGAACAUUGAGCGUCUCAAGCAAGACACAAAUAUGAUUGCAAAGAGAAUAGAGCUCCUCCAAGAUGCUCAACGGAAACUUUUGGGGCAAAGUUUGGGAUCAUGUUCUAUGGAAGAACUCCAUGAAAUUGACAAUCAGCUGGAGACGAGUCUUAAUAAUAUCAGAAACAGAAAGGCUCAAGUAUAUAAGGAGAAGAUUGAAAACCUGAAAGCCAAGGAGAAACAUCUGCUACAAGAAAAUGCAACACUACGGAAGAAGUGUGCUAUAUGGAAAAAUCAUCAACCACAAACGACACAGCAAAAGGAGAUUGUGGAAAGGGAGCAAAGUUGUGGGGUGGAGACCGAUUUGUUCAUUGGCCUUCCAGUAGCUACUCGCUGGUCAUAGCUCCUGCUUUAUUUGUAGUUUAAUUAUAUAAGUCAAAUAGUCAAUCCAGCCUCUCAAUUUCCUAGUAAUUUAGUCAAGUAUAGCAUAUUAUAUAUCCUUGUGAAUAAGAUGUAAAACAAAAUGUUCGAGCACAUUUAUCCACUGUGGACUAAUGAAGCUACU